AUGGCGAUGAACGGUGUGAAGAUGGAGGGCCUCAAACAAGACCCGGACUCUGGCUUCAUGGACGACGACUUCUACGAGGAUACUGGCGAGCUCAGCAUCCCGCCACCCCACAGCCUACAGGAAUUCUGGUUGACGCGGGUACCGGACUGGCUUCUGAAGGCGUGGGAGCAUGCCGGCGUUGACGACGAGAUCGAGAUUGGCAAGAUUGCAAUCAAGCGCAACACCAUGGGGAACGAGCAAAUGAAGAUGCUCCUCAACCCGGGCGCGCUCAACCUUGGCGUCGCCCCGAAAGACGUCAAGGACGAGCUCAAGGACAUCCCUCGCGAAUACAACGUGGCCCCGAUUUCGAACGCCGAUGACGUGAACACCUACAUAUUCACAGAGAAGGAUCUGCCAGGUUACAAGCCAGCGGCAUUCGGAAGAUCGCGCACAGACAUGGGAGGUCAAGGCCAGUACAGAGUGCAGAAGCCCAGAAGCAAGUUCAGGAAAGCCAUACCAAAACAUACCAGUCUUGUAGGAACACCGUCACGGAUACUCGAAUGCAUACCGGAGAACCUGAACGCCGACACGCAGAACUUCCUGGCCAAGCGCACCAAAAAGGCCAUUCAAGGCAAUAACUCAAAGACAAACAUCACAGACUUCUCUGCGCACAGCUACGCCGACGGCGAAAGGACCCAAAAGGCCUUUAUGAACUUUGUCGACGUUGGCGGCAAACGCAAGGCUCGUCAAGAGAACAAGGCUGCUCGUAUUCCGAAGAACGAGCUCCUCGACCAACUGCACAGGCUGUUCGACACGUACGAAUACUGGGCGAUGAAGGAACUCAAGAAGCGGACGCGCCAGCCAGAGGCAUACCUCAAGGAGACACUGAACGAGAUUGCCGCGCUGGUCAAGUCUGGACCAUACGCGGCCCACUGGAAGCGCAAUUCAGAUCUCAACCCCAACGCCAUCGUCGCCACCAUUGCGGACAAGCCCCCUGAGAGCAAGUCGGAUGAUGAUAUAGGAGAUGAAGAUGAGGACGAGAUGGAGGAUGUGGUGUAG
Messenger RNA from Mytilinidion resinicola, 1038 nucleotides. RefSeq lists its product as uncharacterized. Lineage: Eukaryota; Fungi; Ascomycota; Dothideomycetes; Mytilinidiales; Mytilinidiaceae. The coding region runs from base 1 to 1038 and encodes 345 amino acids. Gene Ontology annotation, biological process: transcription initiation at RNA polymerase II promoter; transcription by RNA polymerase II. The transcript has 4 exons. Gene Ontology annotation, cellular component: transcription factor TFIIF complex. The record is from RefSeq and is a predicted model, not a curated record.